Paramecium sonneborni is the source of this 1638-nucleotide messenger RNA. The record is from the annotation of a GenBank genome assembly. Lineage: Eukaryota; Ciliophora; Oligohymenophorea; Peniculida; Parameciidae.
GUUUAAUCAAAUAUGACAACCGAAUAAUUAAGUUCUAGUAAGAAAACAUGGGCUCAAUUGGCUGAAGAAGAAGACGAUGAAAUUGAAAAUUGUUAAUUCACAACUAAUUCAGAAACUCUAGACAAAAACGAGAUUCCUUCUUAACUAUCUUUAACAAAAUCUAUAUCAGAAUUUUAACCUAAGACAAGAAGUGAUAGAUAAAAAAAUAAUAAAUAAAGAGACAAUGAUAAUAAUGGUUUAAAAAAUUAUAGACAAAAUAAUACAAAUUAGAACAAAGGAAAUAAUAGACAUAAUAAUAGAUAAAAUAAAAGUAAUCAAAAUCUAAUUAUAUAGGUCAAUAUGAUGAAACAUAUGAUGCUUUGUUUGAAACAACAAAUUAAGAAAUACUUUUAAAAGUUAAGCCUUAAAAUAAAAAUGAUAAUUUAGAAGCUGUUAAAGAAUAUUUUGAAAAACAAUAUUAAAAUAUUAAGGCAUUUCUAAGAAAUGAUAUAAACUAGAUUGAUUUAUUAAUUUCUCCCAAAAUUGGAUUGUUGAUAUUAGAAGAUCAUAAAUUUAAAGUAUUAUUUUUUUAAUUAAUUAAGAUCCAUAUUGCUGAUUCUAACUUAUCAAUUUACUAUCCCUAAUAUCCUAAUGAACCAUUAUCUGAUUAUUAUGCAAAAAAAAAAUAUUUAGAUAAAAAAGUAACAUCAUCUGGUCCUUUAUUUUAAAGAAGUGCAAUGAGUUCUAAAGUGAGUAAUUCAUAAUAAGAUUGUAAUGAUAAAUCCGAUAAUGGUAGCAAAUAAGAUUUUUAAAGUAUUGACAAAGUUCAAAAUGAUCAAAAUUAUAUAUAUAAAUAAAAAGACAACAUUUAAGAUGUGUAAGAUUAAGAAUAAGAAUAAGAAAUAAACGAUCGAUAAAACAAAUAAAUAUAUGAAAAGAAAGACUUUAAUAAAUAAUAAAAUUAAAAAUUUAGAAAGUAUAACAAUAAUUAUAAUGAAUAAUAUGAUUAUGAUGAGGAUUACAGAGAAUACAAAGAAGAAAAACAAUCCAAUUAUAAAUCUCAUAAAUAUCGAAAUGAAUAACAUUCAGCAAAAGAUCCUUAUCAAAAUUAAAAAUAUUAUUCAAAUGCAGAUUACGAAUAUACAGAAAAAUAAACAUCUGAUAAAAAUAAAGUUUUUUAUGAAGAAAAAGAAUCGCAUAAAGAUUAUAGAAACAAUUAAAACUAUCAAAAUUAUAAUAAUACUAAUAAUAAUAAUAAUAAUCACUACAAUUAAAAAAGAUCUUAUAAGGGAAAUACAAAAUAAAAAAAUGAUUAAUAUGUAAUUUAUGAAGUGAAGUAAAAGUCAGAUUAUGAAGAAGCAUCAAAUAAUUUGAAUAUAACUAAUGAUGACCAUUUUGAAGAGGCAGCUCAAGUUUCUUAAAAUAUUAAUUAAACUAUUUAUAAUUCAAAUGAGAAUGAAGAAAAAAAUGAAGAUAUUCAUUUAGAUAGUGAUAAUGAUCAAGGAGAAGAAUAGGUUGAAGAAACUAAAUCUCCAAAUAAAAAUAAAAAGAAAAAGAAAAAUAAAAAAAAUUAGAAAGUAGUAUUUUAUCUUAUAUUUUUAGGCUUUAAAACCAAACGACACUAACUUUUUUGGGAUACUACAAAGUGUAACAAAGUGA